Octopus sinensis (East Asian common octopus) is the source of this 1247-nucleotide messenger RNA. RefSeq names its product F-box only protein 5-like. Gene Ontology annotation, cellular component: nucleus. The transcript has 5 exons. Gene Ontology annotation, biological process: negative regulation of meiotic nuclear division; regulation of mitotic nuclear division. Lineage: Eukaryota; Metazoa; Mollusca; Cephalopoda; Octopoda; Octopodidae. The record is from RefSeq and is a predicted model, not a curated record. Gene Ontology annotation, molecular function: zinc ion binding. Bases 231 to 1193 code for a protein of 320 amino acids.
UAAACGCUAUCUACACAUGUAAAAUUAAAGUACCGUUCAUAAGUGAAAUCUUGAAAAUCUUUGAGUUUUGAGGCAAAAGAAGUAAUUGAAUUUGUUUACUGGAUCAUCUUGUUUCUAUAUUUGAACUUUACUUUUUCUCAAUCCUAUUUCAAAUACCUAAACUAAAAAAUUUUUUUGGCGCAAAUCUAUUGACAGUACUCGCCGACUUGUUUGUUAAAAAUCGACAAAAAAUGACUCUCGACAUUACGGAUAAAUAUUUCAACCAUCACAACAAGAAAAUGUGGUUCAGAAAGAACAUCGAUUCGUCCAACUUCAAGAAACCUAUCUUGACUAGUACACCUCUAGAUGUACCUAGUAGUAAAUAUUUUGACGACAGUGGUUACGUUAGUCCUCCCUGCAACACGAUAACCCCAUUGAAUUUAAAUGAGCGCUUCAGUCAAGAACCAGUGUCGAUUGAGAAAUUUGAGGUAUCCCUUGAUCACGAAUACCACCAAGUUCCUCAGAACCGGCUUGAUUGGCAAGAAGCUGAAGAGGAGGAUGUACUAGGUAAAAAACAACUACGAAGAUCUCUGAAUGCAGUUUCUCAGAAACGUGUGAAUACUGAAAAUAUCACAAUAUUGGGGAAAAGCAUCGAUUGUUCAAAUAUUAUUGGCAAAAGGAUAGGUAGAAAAAAUUGUGAUAUUGUUUCUGGACUGGAUCAAAGAAACAUUUCUGCAUUUCUUACAGAGUUAGUAGGCUAUCUGUCUCCUGAAGAUGUACACAGCAUAUAUUAUGUCAGUAAACGGUGGCAGGCCGUUUGUGGUAAAAUCCCUCAAGCACAGAUAAAGUUAAAACAGUUUCAAGCAACGAGGAGGUCAGCUGCAAUUGAAAAUAAGGAAAACUACAACCGCGUAUGUGAAACCAAUAUUCAGAAAUCAAUGACGGUCACAAAAUCUGAAUUGUUUCUUCAACAUGCUGCCUCUUUACAAAAUGAUCAGCAUCUUCAGAAGUGUCCAAAAUGUCAGUACCCAGCCAAAGUCCAUCCUGUUGCCGACAAAGGGGUUUGUACAAACAAUGUUUGUAAUCACCAAUACUGCUCAAAAUGUUUAGCUAAUUAUCAUGGUUCAGCAUCUUGUGUUCUCAUAGGUGUCAAACGGUUACCGAAAGAAAUUCUCAAUACCAAAAAAGCCAAAAAGUUUCUAAAGCGGCUAUGAGACCAAAAACGUGGAAAGGCAGAACAUAAAUCUUUAGAAAAUAAAAGAUAACAU